This is a messenger RNA of Danio aesculapii, 6679 nucleotides long. RefSeq names its product crystallin beta-gamma domain containing 2 (gene crybg2). NCBI's taxonomy places the organism in Eukaryota, Metazoa, Chordata, Actinopteri, Cypriniformes, Danionidae. Bases 38 to 6376 code for a protein of 2112 amino acids. The record is from RefSeq and is a predicted model, not a curated record. The transcript is spliced from 12 exons.
CUCUCGAUCUCUCUGCAUUCAUUCCUUCAGUCUGGAGAUGGAGAAGAAAAGCAGUUCCAGCAGGAAAACUCUGAAGAACUUGUUUUCUCGGAGUGAAGUGAACCUGUCGGAGCCCGAGCCCAAGACUGACAGCAGUAGAGGAUCUCUCAGACUCUUCAAGUGGAAGAAGAAGAAGAAAAAUGAGAGCUCAGAGGACAAUCCAAACACUGACAGAGCUGAAUCUGCUGAUGGAGAGAUUCAGGAUGGAGAAGAGCAGAAUAAACACAAGACGGCUCUGUUCGGCAGGUCAAAGAAAGGGAUGCGGAGCUACUCUGAGACGGACCUUCGUAAACCCAAGGGCUUCAUUGCAUCCCUGACCUGGAAGAAGAAGAAGAAGAAGAACAGAGAUCAGUUACAGGAUCUUACAAGCAAUAGUGACAUUUCAGGAGUGAAAAAUCACAUCAGUGAACAGGAAGAAUUUGACAACCGGGAAGAAACUGAACAAACCCAGGUUUGUUUUGAGGCGGUCAGGUCUACGCCAGAAUCUCCCAGUGCUUCUGACCAAUCCCAGUCCCAUCAUGUGCUGAGCAACCAGUCUACACUCAGUGAAGUGGAUGCAGGUUUCAUGCCUACAGAUCAGGAGAGUAAAGCAAUACCAUAUAUCGACUCUUCUGAUAGUGAUGCUUACCACACCCCCCCUGAUAGUCCAAACAUCUCAUCUGAUGCCAAAUCUCAACCCGAUACCCAGUAUGGAAAACUAUCUGCUCAGAAUUCCAUCACUUCAGAGACUUCAGAGUAUUACAUCUGUCCUGUUACUGAUAUGAAAACCGCAGCACGUACUGAAACAUCGACAGUUCGUAGUUCACAGGACAAUGUUGUUUCUCAGAAAAAGUCACACUUGGAACACGGAGAAUACAGUAAUGCAACAUCUGUUACACAGGAGAGUUGCAUCCCCAGACCUGAGCGCUCAAACUCUUUGUCCAUUCCCAAAAGUUCUGUCUUUUCCAUCCCUGAGAAUUCCUUCUCUUCUGAUCCCCAAAUUUCCACCUCUUCCAUCCCUCAGAGUUCCUCCACUUCUGAUCCCCAAAUUUCCUCCUCAUCCAUCCCUGAGAGUUCCUCCACUUCUGAUCCCCAAAUUUCCUCCUCAUCCAUCCCUGAGAGCUCCUCCACUUCUGAUCCCCAAAUUUCCUCCUCUUCCAUCCCUCAGAGUUCUACUUCUGUUCCCCAAAUUUCCACCUCUUUAAUUCCUGAGAGUUCCUUCUCUUCUGAUCCCCAAAUUUCCACCUCUUUAAUUCCUGAGAGUUCCUUCUCUUCUGAUCCCCAAAUUUCCACCUCUUUAAUUCCUGAGAGUUCCUCCACUUCUGAUCCCCAAAAUUCCUCCUCUUCCAUCCCUCAGAGUUCUACUUCUGUUCCCCAAAUUUCCACCUCUUUAAUUCCUGAGAGUUCCUUCUCUUCUGAUCCCCAAAUUUCCACCUCUUUAAUUCCUGAGAGUUCCUUCUCUUCUGAUCCCCAAAUUUCCACCUCAUCCAUCCCUCAGAGUUUCUCCACUUCUGUUCCCCAAAUUUCCUCCUCUUCCAUCCCUCAGAGUUCUACUUCUGUUCCCCAAAUUUCCACCUCUUUAAUUCCUGAGAGUUCCUUCUCUUCUGAUCCCCAAAUUUCCACCUCUUUAAUUCCUGAGAGUUCCUCCACUUCUGAUCCCCAAAAUUCCUCCUCUUCCAUCCCUCAGAGUUCUACCUCUGUUCCCCAAAUUUCCACCUCUUUAAUUCCUGAGAGUUCCUUCUCUUCUGAUGCCCAAAUUUCCACCUCUUUAAUUCCUGAGAGUUCCUCCACUUCUGAUCCCCAAAUUUCCACCUCAUCCAUCCCUCAGAGUUUCUCCACUUCUGUUCCCCAAAUUUCCACCUCUUCAAUCCCUCAGAGUUUCUCCACUUCUGUUCCCCAAAUUUCCACCUCUUCAAUCCCUCAGGGUUCCUCCUCUUCUGAUCCCAAAAUUUCCACAUCUUCAGCCCCUGAAAAUUUCUCCUCUUUUGUUCCUCAAAUUCCCACGUCUUCAGUCCCUCAGUGUUCCUCAACUUCUGUUCCCCAAAUUUCCCUCUCAUCCAUCCCUCAAGUUUCCUCCACUUCUGUUUACCAAAUGUCCACCUCUUCCAUCCCUCAGAGUUACACCUCUUCUGUUCCCCAAAGAUCCACUCCCUCAGUCCAUGAAAGUGUCUCUUCUUACAUACCUCAAAGUUCCACCUCUACCAUACAGGAUGGUUUCAACUCAGAUAGUACCAUGACCAAGAGUUCCAGCACAAACACAAAUUCUGCCUUUAACCUUCCUAAAGGCUCCAUCAGUCAUCCAGCUCACAUCAUAUCUACUGAGGCAGAAGAUUCUCAAACCACCUCUGCAAGUAUCAGAAACGAGUCUUUCAGCGACAGUGAUGUAGUCAACACUGACCCAUGCAGUGCCACUGCAGACAUCUGUAAAUCAGAGAUUGUUUCCUCAAUGCCAUAUGUGAUUGUGUCCAGCACUCUGUCCUCCUCCAGAAUAACAGAAAAGAAAAUGGAAACUGAUAGAAAACCAUCUUAUUCCAAUACCAAUGUUUCCGAAAGUGACUUUACUGUACAGUCUACAUCUGAUUCAGGCUCACUAGAUGAAACUUACCCUGAGAGUAAUUGUGGGACCAUUUCAAAGGAAUCUCAUGCAACAGCUAAUUAUUCUUCUUUAGCAUGUGCCACUGACUCAGAGAAACGCAACCCUGCUCAACCUGUCCUUCCUGAGAAUGAGUUGAAUAUACCUUUAUCAUCAGCAAGAACAUACACUAUCAUUAAGUCAACCAAAAUAGUCACCUUUGACCUUCCAGGUCCCUCAGACCACAUCAGCUUUGACCAUUCCCCCAGAUCUCUCUAUAACAAUGAGCCUGAUUCAGAUGUGGAAACUCUGAUUGAAAUAUUAGACCAUGAGGGUCAGGACAAUAACCAAACUGAUACUGACAGCUCUGCAAAAGCAUCCUCAGGUUUCCCAAACCAUACCAACUCCAGCAUGUCUUUGACCUCUUAUCCUCCCCUUCAUUUAGAUGUUUCAGACCAGAUGUUCAGCUCUCUGUCCCCAAAGGCAAAGACCAUGAAACAACAGAAAACAUCCAGAGCAUGUGAAGAUCAAGAGGAAUAUCUUCAAGAUGCAUCAACUCAAAGAUUGGAAUCUAUUGAUCGAAUAUAUCAGAAUCCAUCCAAUACAGAAAUCAUGGAAGCCACGAAACUUCACAAGGCUUUGGAAAAAGUUGCAAUGGUUGAAAAGAAAAAUGAUGAAUUGCAUGUGGAGACUGGGCAACUGAAAACAUCCAGACCAUAUGAAGAUUGUGAGGGAUAUGCCCAAGAGGCAUCAACUCAAAGUUUGGAUUCUAUUGAUCAAAUAAAUCUGAAUAAAUCCAAUGCAGAAAUUAAAGAAGCCACUAAACUUCACAAAGCUUUGGAAAAGGUUGCAGUGAUCGAAAAGAAGAGAGAUGAAUUAUACACGGAGACUGAGAAACAACAGAAAACAUUCGAGGCAUAUGACGAUCGAGAGGUAUAUGCUCAAGAUGCAUCAACUCAAAGAUUUAUUGAGAGGUCUGUUGACCAGAAUACAUCCAAUGCAGAAAUCACAGAAUCCACGAAACUUCUCAAGGCUUUGGAAAAGGUUGCAAUGGUCGAAAAGAAGAGAGAUGAAUUAUACACAGAGACUGAGAAACAACAGAAAACAUUUGAGGCAUAUGACGAUCGAGAGGUAUAUGCUCAAGAUGCAUCAACUCAAGGAUUGGGUUCUAUUGAUCAAAUAAAUCAGAAUAAAUCCAAUGCAGAGAGGACGACCACUAGAAAUGAUGCAACAUCCAUUCAAGACACUGAAUCAAAGCAAAUCCUUGAAGCCAUAAAACUUCACAAGGUUUCAGAAGAUUCUCCAAUGGUCGAAAAGAAGAGAGAUGAAUCGCACAUGGACCAAAUCUCAUCCGCAGUGAAAGCAGAGGCAUGCGGAGGAGCUGGAGUGUUGACAGGUCAAGCAGAGCCUCAGAUUCCCAGUCUUUCCACACCAAAACCAGCAAUACCAGUCCAUCAGGAACAUGUGCCUGAAGAAUGCACUCCGGCCCCUCCCUUCUCAGAGCUGCUCAAGGUGUCACUUACAGAUUCAAGCAUGCAACCAGAAAGUCACCUGGAGAAUCUGCCACUCCCAUUGGCUUUGCACCAGUCUAGAACAGAGAUAACAAUCCUGGAGGACACGGCAGGGUGCAAACACCACUCGAGCACUGAUAAGAAUACACACAGCGGCUAUAUAGACACACUAUCGAGAACACUGGGUAGUGAAAGUCAAGAUUGUAGCAUUGAGGAGCUCUCCAGUGCUUACAGUACAAAGCAGACAUUCACACACUCCAAUGACAGUAAACAGGAGGAGGUGAAGGCGGACGGAGAUAAAAUCACUCAUUUGAGCUGGAAUCAGAUCAGUGAAAGCACAUCAGACGAUACAAAGAUAAAGAAAGAUACUGAUGUCUUGGCUGAUCAAACAGCUUCAGACUGUUUAACACCUGCUGAAAGGAUCGUUCAUGCAACUGUUCUCAGUACAGUGAUUGAGCAUAAUCAAGUAUUGAAUACAGACAUGAACUCUGGAGUCUCAGUGUUAAACACGAAACUCAAUCCACCGUCGUCACCUCGAGAUGGCAGAGACGAUGGUGUGGUUUUCCGGAAAGUUUCUCUGGUUAAAAAUGAGCUUCCAGAGCCGAGCAGAGCCAGUCCCGAGCUUCAGAGACGCUUUCAAGCCCUCCAGGACAAAACCGAGCGUUCAGAUUACACCCACAGCUAUGAAAACGCAGUCUACACCUCUCAUUUCCACUCUCCGGAGACUGAAGUUACACAUUACAGUGGCGGGAGGGGCCGGGAGGAGCUUAGUUUACCUGGAGAACAACUGCAGAUCAUACAAACACACGCUCAGUGUGAUCCAGAGCCUGCUCUGUUCAUCGUGGAGGCUGAUGAUUCUGAUGUUUUCCAGGCGAUGCGGGUAGAGCUGCACCAUUCACCAACCUCUACUGAACCUCCAUUACUCAGCUCAGAAAUGGAUAAUCUAGUGGAUACUCUUAAGAGUAUGGAUCGACCGCUACGCCAAAGAGUUCAGCGCACGCCAUCUAACGCUCCAUUCUCUUCACUGCCACCUAUAGAAGAAGAUGCUCCAGUUUCACCCUCUAUCACACAUCUAUCUCCUCCAUUCUCACCUGUUAAUGAGCCCAAAACCAUGCUAAACGGAAGCUCGGGGCUUGAUUUUGGUUUUAAUUGGAGCUCUGCUAAGGAUAUGCGUUCUCCACUGACUAUGAUGAAGGAGCAGCAGUUUGGAGAUGCACAGAAUCGUGGGCUUUCUCUUCCACUUCGUGCUUCGGCUCUGAGUAGUAUUGUAAUGCGCAGGAGUUCUCUGAAUGAUCUCAGUCCUGAAGACGGCUCUGCUAAAACGCUAAUAAACGGCGCUAGCUCCUCCUCACGGCUAGAAAACAGCUUCUUUUUUCAGCCAUCAGAGAACGGUGCUUCGAAUCGCUCCAUUUUUCGUGCAGCAUCUCUUCCUGAUAUCGGUUCUGGAGCAGAUCGGAUCAGCUCCGCAGCUAAGAGUUCCGAGUCUUUGGUUGGAUCUCGAUUUGAACGCUUCUCGUAUCUCACGUCUCCAUCGAACUCUCUGAGCGGGAUUGCUGAAGCUUCCAGAAUCAGUGUUGCUCCGUUUGCACAGACUCAGUCGGCGGAGAGCCAAAGCUUCAGUCAUAAGUCCACAUCUGAGCUGUACCGCUCUCUGCCGUCUGAAACGCUCCUCAAGAGUCCUCCGUCUCUGAGUCUCCAGCGCAGCAGCAGUCUUGACGGAGGGUUUUUAAUUAAUGACAACUUACAAGUCAACCAGAAGCUGGAGCCGGAGCCAGAGAGGAACUUACUGCUCAAAUACAGAGCCUUCCCUGAUGCAUAUCUGACGAAAGAGAAGGAGCACGGCAAGCUGAAUCCUCGACCGGGAAAGAUAAUCAUCUACAAUAAGCCUGGAUUCAGCGGCGAGCGGAUCGAGGUGCGUGGAGACGUUGUGGACGCCACGCCAUGGGAGUUUACUGACACUAUAUCAAUACGAGUUAUUAGAGGAGGUUGGGUGUUUUAUGAGAAGCCAGAUUUUAAAGGGGAGAAGAUCGCUCUGGAUGAGGGGGAGAUGGAGCUGACGGACCCUUUCAGACCAGCGGAAGAAGAAGAAGAGGCUGACCUGCAGAAUGGAGGAGAGAGCUAUGGAGAGAUGGUGAAUGAUGGAGAAGAGCAGCAGAAAAACAAACCACACAGGAAGAGGAAGUUCAGCAUCGGCUCCAUCCGGCGAGCAGUGCGGGAUUACAGCGUUCCUGAAAUCAGCCUCUUCCCUGAGGAAAUGCAGAAGGAAAGAAGGUGACAUUCAGAGACACAUCAGACGACGCCAGAAUAUUUGGCUUCCCCAUCAAAGCAAACUCCAUCAUCAUCAAUGCUGGACUGUGGCUGGUGUUUGCUGAACCCUUUUUCCAGGGUGUCCCGCGGGUCCUGGAAGUGGGUGGAUUCCCCAGCCCGUCCGCCUGGGGUGUCACACACCCGUAUGUGGGCUCGCUGCACCCGCUGAAAAUAGGGGAGCCCAGAGUAGAAAACCUGUAUGAGCCCAAACUGGUGCUGUACGAGAAGCCUUAUUUCACAGGUAAAAGCCGAGAGAUUUACAGCAGCAUGA